AUGCGUUCGGCUGUGCUGCAGUCUGGCCUUGCCGCCCUGCUCUUCGGGGCGAGCGUCUCUGCGGAACCUUAUACACCAAAGCACGAGCUGGGCCGAUGCGCAUUUCGAGGGCAGUGCGGAAAACAGAGUUUUUUCGGCAAGGAGCUCCCAUGUGUCGACAAUGGCCCUGCGGAAGACCCGAGCGAUGAUCUUAGAAAGGAGCUGGUUGAGCUUUGCGGCCCCCAGUGGAGCGAGGGGCCUGUUUGCUGCAACCUGGAUCAGGUUAAAGCUUUGAAAUCCGAAAUGGGCACCCCGAGGACUCUCAUUGGCUCUUGCCCUGCUUGCAAAGAGAACUUCUUCAACAUGUUUUGUAAAUUCACGUGUUCUCCCGAUCAAUCGACCUUUAUAAAUGUAACAGAUGCCGCGAAAAAGGGCAACAAGCUGCUCGUCACUGAGCUUGACCAACUGAUUUCAGAGGAAUAUGGCUCAGGGCUCUAUGAUAGCUGCAAAGAAGUCAAAUUCGGAGGUGCAAACAGCAGGGCAAUGGACCUGAUCGGUGGCGGAGCGAAGAACUAUCACGAUAUGCUCAAAUUUCUUGGCGACAAGAAGCCGUUAGUCGGUUCACCAAUCCAGAUCAACUACCCGGAGGAAUACAAUCAGCCUGGCAUGGCGCCAUUGCAGACGAAGCCCAAGAAAUGCAACGAUGAGGAUCCGGCCUAUCGGUGUGUUUGUGUCGACUGCCCAGAAGUGUGCCCUACAUUACCUGAUGUAAAGGAAGCUGGAUCUUGUCGAGUGGGAAAACUGCCUUGUCUCUCUUUCGCAUCCAUCUUCACAUAUGGCGUUUUGCUUCUGGCACUUUUCGUCGCCGUUUUUGGUCAUAUCUUCUGGGCCAAAUACCAGAAGCGCCGUGUCGAAAGGACGCGGUUACUCCACGAGUCGUCCCACAGUGAUGAUGAAGACGAAGGUGGACCUAUCCUUACUGAUGCCAUGCGCGACCAGCCAACAAAACGUUAUUGGCUAAACGAUAAAUGCGACAAGGCCUUCCGCCAGCUAGGAAAUACCUCUGCAAGGUUUCCCGGCCUCACCAUAGGUGUUAGCUUGUUGAUUGUUGCUAUCUUAAGUGCCGGCUGGUUCCGGUUUGAUAUAGAGCAAGACCCUGCUCGACUCUGGGUCAGCCCAACCUCUGCAGCUGCUCAAGAAAAGGAAUACUUCGACUCCAAUUUUGGCCCCUUUUUCCGAGCUGAAAAGAUAUUCCUGGUCAACGACACCAAAUCAUCUGGUCCUAGCCCCGUUCUCAGCUACGAGACAUUGAAGUGGUGGGCGGAUGUCGAAAAGAGUGUUGGGGCACUUGAGGGCUCCGUGUACGGGAAUACACUCAACGAUGUUUGUUUUAAGCCUACCGGCGAUGCUUGUGUUAUACAGUCUGUGACGCAGUACUGGUACUCGAAAGGCGGUAUCGACUCCAAGUAUUGGAAGGACGACCUUCGCAGCUGCGCAAAAUCCCCCGUAGACUGCCGACCAGCAUUUGGACAGCCCAUUGAACCAACUAUGAUUCUUGGCGGCUAUGAUGAUGAUGUCGUUGACUCUCAGGCAAUGACAGUUACAUGGGUCGUUAACAAUGCUGCUGAGAAUUCAGAGACGCUUCUUCGCGCUAUUGACUGGGAGAAUGCACUCCGCGAUCGGCUCCUCCAAGCACAGGAGGAGGCUAAAACCCGUGGCCUUCGAUUGUCAUUCACAACGGAAAUUAGCUUGGAACAGGAGCUCAACAAGUCUACAAAUACAGACGCCAAAAUUGUCGUCGUGAGCUACAUUGUCAUGUUCAUUUAUGCAUGCUUGGCACUCGGCACCCCUUUGAAGCACUUAUUUGGAAAUCCGGCACUGUUGCUGGUUGAAUCAAAGGUUACUCUGGGUCUUGCUGGUAUUGUAAUUGUUCUUAUGUCUAUUUCUGCUUCAAUUGGCUUCUUUUCGUGGGUUGGUUUGAAGGCUACGCUCAUCAUCGUCGAAGUAAUCCCAUUUAUCGUCUUGGCUGUCGGUGUCGAUAAUAUCUUUCUUAUUGUUCACGAGCUUGAAAGAGUCAACGUCAAUUUCCCAGAUCAGAUGGUGGAAGAGAGAGUGGCUCGAGCUUUGGGCCGUAUGGGACCGUCUAUUCUUUUCUCUGCCUUGACCGAAACGUUUGCGUUUGCUCUCGGCUCUGCAGUUGGCAUGCCUGCUGUCCGAAACUUCGCUGCUUACGCCGCCGGCGCUGUUCUCAUCAAUGCUGUUCUUCAAAUGACGAUGUUUGUAUCUUUCUUGGCCUUGAAUCAGAUGCGGGUUGAAGAUCAUCGAUGCGAACUUUGGCCGUGGUGGCAGGUCAAGAAAGCUAGGAUCAACCUCAAUGGCACCAACGGCUAUCCGUCAACCGGUAGAGCGUCUGAUGCAGAUGAAGAAAGCUACCUGCAAAUAUUCAUUCGAAACACUUAUGCUCCUAGUCUCUUACGCAAACAGACCAAGGUCGCCGUUGUUGCCGUCUUCCUCGGUCUCCUAUCGGCUGCCAUUGCCUUGCUGCCAGGUAUCCAGCUCGGACUUGAUCAGCGUGUGGCUAUUCCGGAUGGAUCUUAUUUGAUUCCAUACUUUAACGACCUCUACGAUUAUCUAGAAACUGGACCUCCGGUUUAUUUUGUUACCCGUGGAGUUGACGCAUCCCAGCGUCAACAACAGCAAGCGAUGUGCUCAAGAUUCACCACUUGUCAGCCAUUUUCAUUAACAAACACCCUGGAGCUCGAAAGGCAGCGAUCUGACAUUUCAUACAUCAUGUCCCCGGCGGCAAGCUGGAUUGAUGAUUACUUCCUCUGGCUGAAUCCCAUCUAUGACCAAUGCUGCAUUGAACAUGGCUCGACCUGCUUUGCAGACCGUCAGCCCGCAUGGAACACUUCCCUCUACGGAAUGCCUGAGAAUGAUGAAUUCAUCCACUAUCUUCAAAAAUUCCUCGCAGCGAAGACUGAUGACGUGUGCCCAUUGGGUGGCCAAGCCUCCUAUGGGGACGCAGUUGUCCUCGAUAGCGAAGCUGCACACGUUAAAGCUAGUCAUUUCAGAACCGCACAUACUCGUCUUCGCAGCCAGGAAGAUUUUAUCAAAGCUUACUCUUCAGCACGCCGCAUUGCCUCAGAUAUUACCAAAGCAACUGGAGCGGAUGUUUUCCCCUACAGCGUUUUCUAUAUCUUCUUUGAUCAAUAUCUCAGCAUCAUCCCGCUGACAGGAGGUCUUUUAGGCGCUGCUGUCGGCGUCAUCUUCGUCAUUGCGUCGUUCCUCUUGGGUUCCAUACGGACAUCAGCUAUUGUGACCUUGACAGUUAUAAUGAGCGUCGUGGAUAUUAUGGGUGCAAUGGUGGUAUUCAACGUCUCCUUGAAUGCCGUUUCCCUAGUAAAUCUCAUCAUUUGCGUUGGUAUUUCGGUUGAAUUUUGUGCGCAUAUUGCCCGAGCCUUCAUGUUCCCCUCACGGACGGUCAUGGAGAAUAGCUUUAAUGUUAAUGGACGAGAUGCCCGUGCUUGGACAGCAUUGGUGAAUGUUGGUGGAUCGGUAUUCUCAGGCAUCACAGUUACAAAGUUCUUGGGCGUUGGCGUUCUUGCGUUCACAAGGUCAAAGAUUUUCGAAAUCUACUACUUCCGAGUUUGGCUGGCGCUUGUCGUCUUUGCUGCUCUUCACGCUCUUGUGUUCCUACCUGUUGCGCUGAGCAUUGGCGGAGGCGAAGGUUAUGUCGACCCUGAGAGCGAGGGCACUGCUGCCCAGGAUUUGACUGAUAGACGCUGGCGGGCAAUUAGAAUUCACGAUAACAGUGACUCUGAAGAUGACUAUUAG
Trichoderma asperellum CBS 433.97 is the source of this 3813-nucleotide messenger RNA. RefSeq lists its product as uncharacterized. Gene Ontology annotation, cellular component: membrane. Gene Ontology annotation, biological process: sterol transport. Gene Ontology annotation, molecular function: sterol binding. Lineage: Eukaryota; Fungi; Ascomycota; Sordariomycetes; Hypocreales; Hypocreaceae. The record is from RefSeq and is a predicted model, not a curated record.